Messenger RNA from Glycine soja, 686 nucleotides. Its product is annotated as zinc finger CCCH domain-containing protein 15 homolog. Lineage: Eukaryota; Viridiplantae; Streptophyta; Magnoliopsida; Fabales; Fabaceae. The record is from RefSeq and is a predicted model, not a curated record. The coding region runs from base 105 to 338 and encodes 77 amino acids. The transcript has 2 exons.
GUUCAACCACACAACAUCGUUGAGAGGCCCUGUAGUUGCAGGGGUUCGUCGUUUACCCUUCCCUAAAGUAUCUGGUGUGCUUUGUUCGGUAAUAACGAAAAACGAUGGGAGCUGAAACUGAAUCAUCACAGGAAAAGCCAGCACAAGAGAGGCCAAAGGCUGCUCUCUCACAGGAACAGUUCCUCUCAUGGAAACGCCACAAGGACGCUGCAGUAUCAGCCAGAAAAGCUGAAGUAUCCAGGAAGCGUGCUGAAGAUAUUGCAGCAGGAACUGUCCAAAUGAAUGGCCGAGAACUGUUUUUACAUGAGCCAUGGGUGUUUGAUAAUUCACGUUAUUGAGGUUUCUUUUCAUUGGCUCAUAAUUCAUAAAAACUCUUUAUGGUCAUGCUUUGAAAACUUUUAUUUCGGGUCAAAAUCUUCUCUGUAGCAAUAUAUUUUUGAAAUUUAAAGUUUGUACCUUUUGCAAAGGAAAGGAAACAAUGAAAAGAUUGUUUCUGGAUGUCACAAGGGUGGAUCUGUUUCAUGUUAAGAACUUUGUGAAUUAUGAGCUGCUGGAAAAUUACAAGUUGUUGUCCAUGUAAUGACGAAUUUAUUCUCUUGAGAUUAAGUAUUUUCAUAUAGGUGGGCAGUUGAAAUAUCUUCUCUGGUAUUAACAUUACAAAUUUUUAUUGCAUUGCUCUUUAGCUA